Lodderomyces parapsilosis is the source of this 1935-nucleotide messenger RNA. RefSeq names its product replication factor A subunit protein (gene RFA1). Gene Ontology annotation, cellular component: nucleus. The coding region runs from base 1 to 1935 and encodes 644 amino acids. NCBI's taxonomy places the organism in Eukaryota, Fungi, Ascomycota, Pichiomycetes, Serinales, Debaryomycetaceae. The transcript has a single exon. Gene Ontology annotation, biological process: DNA replication; DNA recombination; DNA repair. The record is from RefSeq and is a predicted model, not a curated record. Gene Ontology annotation, molecular function: DNA binding.
AUGACAUCGUUUCCAUUAUCUACUGGUGCUUUGAAACAGGCUUUUUCAAAAGACGGCCAUGACAAAGUUAAAUGUCCCUUGGUUUUCCAAGUCACCAACUUGAAAUCGGUAAACACCAUGAAUAAUCUGAAGAAAUAUCGUAUUUUAUUGUCUGAUGGCGUUUACUCAACGCAAGGAAUCAUUGAAGAGAAAUGUACACCAUAUUUGGAAAAUAACAACUGGAGCAGGUACUGUACUAUUCAGGUGAAUGCUUUCCGUACAUUGGCUACUGCUAAACACUUUUUAAUUAUUGAAGAUGUUGAGAUUUUGACGCCAACCGGUGAGAAGCCCACGACGCCAUUGAUUAAUAUUGAUACUUAUUUCGCUGAACAUCCAGAAGAAGCAGCAUUGACUGUGACGAAAAAGCAAAAUUCAGUUGAUGAAAAGGAACAAAUUCCAAGUACCACCAAUACUCCACCUGUGGCACAAUCUACCGCCUCUAGUAUUGGUGCAGCACCAGCAUCGUCAACAACAACAGCUACUGCAACCAAGCAACAGUAUCCUCCACUGAAGGGAGUAGGUCAGCCAGCGCCAGCAAGAAUUUCUCCUAUUGAAACUAUAUCUCCAUACCAAAACACUUGGACUAUCAAGGCAAGAGUCUCAUACAAGGGUGAACUCAGAUCAUGGUCCAAUGCUAAAGGUGAAGGUAAAGUGUUUAGUAUCAACUUUUUGGAUGAAUCAGAUGAAAUCAAGGCGUCUGCAUUCAAUGAAUCUGCUGAGAGAGCUUACAAUUUACUUGAAGAAGGUAAAGUUUACUACAUCUCCAAGGCCAAAGUUGGUGCUGCCAGAAAGAAGUUUAACAAUUUAACCCAUCCAUACGAGUUAACAUUGGAAAAGGAUACUGAAAUUACUGAAUGUUUUGAUGAAUCAGAUGUGCCUAAAUUGAAUUUCAAUUUUGUUAAAUUGGACAAGAUUCAAAAUUUGGAACCAAAUGCCAUUGUUGACGUGUUGGGAGCUCUAAAAGUUGUUAAUCCACCAUUCCAAAUUACUGCCAAAUCCACCGGUAAAGCUUUUGAUAGAAGGGAUAUCACAAUUGUUGAUGAGACUGGUUUUGCUGUUGAUGUUGGUCUUUGGAACAAUACUGCAGUUGAUUUUAGUGUUGAAGAAGGUACCGUGAUUGCAUUCAAAGGCUGUAAAGUAUCUGAUUUCAAUGGUAGAUCAUUGAGUUUAACUCAAGCUGGAUCAAUUGUUCCCAACCCAGGAACACCAGAAAGUUAUCAAUUGAAAGGAUGGUUUGAUAACGUUGGUGUUAAGGAGAAUUUCAAAUCAAUGAAGACGGAAACGAACGCUUCAUCUUCAUUGGAUAGAUUAGCCAAUCGUAAAACCAUUGCUCAAGUUGAAGAAGAAACCAACAACAAUAUAGAUGGUGGUGAUCAACAACAACAACUGGGCUAUUUCACUGUCAAGGCGUGUUUUUCAUUCACCAAACCGGAAAACUUUGCAUACCCAGCUUGCACAAACAUUGUUUCCAACAAUACUGAUUCUUCUAAACCCGGUUUACCCUGUAACAAAAAACUAGUUGAAGUUAAUGAUAAAUGGAGAUGUGAAAGAUGUGAUUUAUCCUACGAUGAACCAACGUAUCGGUAUAUUCUCUAUAUAUCAAUUACUGAUGCCACGGGACAAUUGUGGACAACAUUGUUUGAUGAACAAGCCAAGAAAUUAUUGGGCAUAGAUGCCAAUGAAUUGAUGAAAUUGUCUUUGCCAAAUGAAUCACACGCUGUUGCUGAAUAUAUAUCAAGAGCUUAUUUCAAAGAGUAUAAUUUCAGACUUAGAGUUAAACAGGAUACGUUUAAUGAUCAAUUGAAGUUGAGGUAUCAAUGUGUUGGGUUGAGUGAUAUUGAUUAUAAUACCGAGUGUGAGUUCUUGUGUUCGGAAUUGGAUGCGUUAUUGGGAUAA